Candida albicans SC5314 is the source of this 1164-nucleotide messenger RNA. RefSeq names its product Age2p (gene AGE2). The transcript has a single exon. Gene Ontology annotation, molecular function: sequence-specific DNA binding; metal ion binding; GTPase activator activity. Gene Ontology annotation, cellular component: Golgi apparatus. Gene Ontology annotation, biological process: intra-Golgi vesicle-mediated transport; regulation of DNA-templated transcription; endocytosis. Bases 1 to 1164 code for a protein of 387 amino acids. The record is from RefSeq and is a predicted model, not a curated record. NCBI's taxonomy places the organism in Eukaryota, Fungi, Ascomycota, Pichiomycetes, Serinales, Debaryomycetaceae.
AUGGCAUUACCUUCGUCGAAAAAGACUCAUCUGGAACAACAUAAACAGAUUCUUAAACAGUUAUUAAAAGAAGAUGCCAAUAGAACUUGUGCUGAUUGUAAAGUUUCCAAAAACCCUCGAUGGGCAUCAUGGAAUUUAGGGUGUUUUAUUUGUAUUCGAUGUUCGGGGAUCCAUCGUAGUAUGGGAACUCAUAUAUCCAAAGUGAAAAGUGUUGAUUUGGAUGCAUGGACCGAUGAUCAAAUUGAAAAUAUGGUCAAAUGGGGUAAUGCCAAUGUCAAUCAAUAUUGGGAAGAUAAAUUGCCUAGUGGAUAUAUUCCCGAUCAACUGAAGAUUGAAAAUUUUAUUCGUACAAAGUAUGAUUUGAGAAAAUGGACCAUGAGUAAGAACUUGCCUGAUCCAUUGUCAUUGAAUAAAAAUAAAGCUGCCACUACUGCCACUAUUCAACAACCCAAGCAUGAGUCGAAAUCUCACUCAAAUACCACAUUACUGAAUGAUAUCAAUUUAUUGGAUGAUAACAGUGGUAACAAAAGCAAUGACGAAGAGUUUGGAAGUUUCACUGCCACAAGGUCUCCUCAUAAAAGAAGUAAUAAGUUGGCACCACCACCUACAAAGACUGUGUUACCUGCUGCACCAACAACAUCAAGUUCACCACAACCACAACACCAACACCAACCACUUCAAUCUGCACAAAAUACUGGCGGUAGUGUUUCAAGCAUGGGAAGACCUGAUUUGAAAAAAUCAAUCCUUUCAUUAUAUGCAUCUCCUUCAUCUUCCAACAGUUUUAUACAACAGCAACAACAACAACAACAGCAACCACAACAACCACUUGGCAUGAAUUCAUUAUCAAAUUCGUUGUCGAGCUUGAAUAUACAAGGUGGUAAUUCCACCACCAACAAUAACAACGUGUACCGUUCAUCAACCACAGUGAACACACAAAAUAACCAUACUCAACAUCAUCCAUUAGUCAAUUCAACCCCAUCACUUAAUAACAAUCAACCCAAACAAAAUUGGAACAAUGAAUGGACUACCGAUACAUUUACUUCUUCCCCAUCAAUCCCAUCAUCCUCGGCAUCAUCAUUAGCUGGUACUUCUAAUUAUAAGACCACCUCGUCAUUAAACGUCAAUGGGUUAGAUGACGAUUUGUUCAAGAAUGUAUGGGGGUGA